Molecule: messenger RNA, 711 nt
Organism: Ipomoea triloba (trilobed morning glory)
Lineage: Eukaryota; Viridiplantae; Streptophyta; Magnoliopsida; Solanales; Convolvulaceae
Exons: 1
Coding region: 1-711 (236 amino acids)
Biological process (GO): ubiquitin-dependent protein catabolic process
Molecular function (GO): ubiquitin protein ligase activity
Source: RefSeq, a predicted model, not a curated record
AUGGCGGAGAGUACUAUUGACGACUAUUCCGACUAUCUCACAACCUAUUUUGUGCGGCGGUAUCCCACCGUCGGAGCUCCGUUCGCUUGUGCCGCCUCUUCUACGCCGUCGUCUCCGCCUCACGUCCAUGUCCGCUUCUCUCACCACACAGUUGACGACAGCGACGAUGGAGAAUACGAGGUGGAAUCACGAACCAUAUGCCUGAGCGACGACGUGUUGGCGGAGGGAUCGGGAGACGAAUGUCGGAGUUUCAUCUUCUCCGAAGGGCUGUGUUACUGGCCUAUCGACGCCGACACCGUACUGGACAUCGCCGACGAGGUGGCCGUGAAAGCGUUGCUGUUUAAGUGUGAUCUUCGGGUUGACAUAUGGUCGGUUCACGUACGAAGUUCCGACGAUGUUCAAGAAACGUACGAGGAUGAUCGAGAUUUUGGAGAUGCGGCGCGGGGAGUAAAUGGCGGCGCCGCCGCCUCCGAUGGCGGUUUCACAGUGAAGUCGUUAAAGAGGAAGAGAAUAGAGGAAGGCGGUAAUUGUUGCGUUAUUUGCUUGGAGGAAUUAACGGCGGGGAGAGAUGUGGCUGUGUUGCCGUGCAGCCAUCACUCUUUUCACAACGACUGUCUCUCAUCUUGGCUGGAGAGAAGCCCUUCCUGCCCUCUCUGCCGUCGCAAGAUGUCUACUGCCACCGUCGCCGCCGCGGCGGAUUCUCGUUCUUAA